AUGGCCGCGCCGACGAGCAGCAGCAAGUAUGGCAACCUCUCCAUGCGCAACAUCAUGAUCCGCAAGAAGCUCGAGGAGCGCAAGCGCUUCGACUCGGCCGACUACGCCAUGCAGAAGGCCGGCAAGCCCGCGCUCGAGAUCGCGACCGCCAUCGAGAGCCCGCGGGCGGCCGACGUGCUCUCGCCGGCGCACCUUGGCAUGGUGGCGUUCCGCAACAGCAUGGUGGACACGGACAUGACAGCCGAGCCGAGCAUGACGCUUGUGGCCAAGGAUGUCCCGUCCAAGUACGGCGCGCUCACGGCGCGCAACAUCAUCUUGCGGCGAAAGCUCACGGACCGCACCAAGUUUGACUCGGCCGACUACCAGCUCAAGAAGCUCGGCGUCACGUCGGACGUGAUCGGCGCGGACCAGGUCGAUGUCGAUAUGACAGCAGGCAACGACGACCAAGACGUCGACAUGGGCAGCGGCGCGACCAUGUCGCCACGCGUGACGAUGGCCAAGCCCCAGUCGCCGCGCCCUAUGUCGCCCGCAAUGCCAACGAGCCCCUCUAACAAGUAUGGCAAGAUGUGCGCGGCCAACAUUUUGAUCCGGAAGAAGCUCAAGGAGCGGAAACGCUUCGACUCGGCCGACUACUCGAUGGAGCGCCAAGGCAAGAAGAAGGCGUCGAUGGAAGACGCGACCCCUGUACCGUACCUCCAGGCAACGUCCAUGGAGACCUCCGACUCGGACGUGCACUCGCCCGUGACCAAGCAAAUGAAGCUCACCCGGGUCGCGGGCCGGAAUAUCUUUUUACAGCGAAAGCUGCCCGACCACUUCAAGCCGUCGUUUUAA
Molecule: messenger RNA, 831 nt
Organism: Saprolegnia parasitica CBS 223.65
Lineage: Eukaryota; Oomycota; Saprolegniomycetes; Saprolegniales; Saprolegniaceae
Exons: 3
Coding region: 1-831 (276 amino acids)
Cellular component (GO): cytoplasm
Molecular function (GO): protein phosphatase inhibitor activity
Source: RefSeq, a predicted model, not a curated record